This is a messenger RNA of Suillus subaureus, 1410 nucleotides long. RefSeq lists its product as uncharacterized. The transcript has a single exon. Lineage: Eukaryota; Fungi; Basidiomycota; Agaricomycetes; Boletales; Suillaceae. The coding region runs from base 1 to 1410 and encodes 469 amino acids. The record is from RefSeq and is a predicted model, not a curated record. Gene Ontology annotation, molecular function: protein binding.
AUGAUCAUAUCCACUGUUAACAAGGAUACUCACAGUUUCCCUCCUUUUCCAUCCUUGCCUCCAGAAUUACUCAUCGAGAUCUUUUCAACUUGCAGCCUCACAGGUGACUGGCACAUCCCCCUCACGCUAUCCAAAGUCUGCUGUUUAUGGAGAGACUUGAUCAUAUCGUCACCCUGCAUAUGGCAGAUGAUCGUCAUACUAGACUCAAGGCGCACUAUGUCCUCCAUCCGUACUCAGGCAGAGCUAUGGAUCGCUCGCUCUUCGCCUCUUCCAUUCAAUGUAGUCCUCAAGCUAACAGAUUUCGAGCGACUGCUACCCAUCGUGUCGUGCUUCCUCCCUAAUCUCGCCCGUUGGAUGCGCUGCACUAUCACUUAUGAUGGAAGAACUAUCGAUACAUCCUUAUCGGACCUCACCCUGUCCUCGCCUCGUCACAUACCACAUCAUCUCGAUAUUAUUCUUAAGACUCCCUUCGAGGACGUGGCAGGCGAUGAUGGAGAUGAUAUCAUAUUUUUCCCCUACGGAAGCACGACAUACCGUCACAUAUCCAUGAAAGUAGCAACAACCAAACUGCCCUAUGCAGAAAUGGUCAACCCCUUAGUAUUCACAUCACUCGACAUCUCAGAGACGGCAUUCGAAUACUCCGUCCGAUCACCAGACCUCCUUCGUUUUCUUGCCCAUUGCCCGAACUUGGAGCAUUUAUACUUUCACGGUUUGUCCAAUGAUGAAGGCACUCUUGACGCGUCACCCCCUGCUAUCGCCCUUCCGCGAUUACACACGCUCCUCCUAAACGAGAUUUGCAAUCAGCGUAGCAUCCUCUCGCAUCUCUAUCUCCCUGCAUUGCGAGAGCUUUAUCUGCAUCACAUGAACGUAGAAUACCAACCCGAGCCAUACCACGUCCCUGAAGAAGGUGAUAGCGAUGACGAGGCCAAUGACUUUUCCCAGUCCCCACACAGCGACCUCCACACUGGCAUGGGUAUCCGCAAACUCUUGUCGCGCUCACGUCCCCCGCUCGAGAUCCUAGACAUGGAUUUAUCAGAUAUGCGUACCAAAGACUUCCGCUGGGUCUUUGAUAAGCUGCCCGACCUGAAACAGUUCUCUAUCGUUGGGUCUGAUAUGUCGGAUUCGGUGGUUGCGCUGUUCGUGCCUUUUGCUGUUGAAAAUGGAGAUGGGCAGGACGGGGGGCAGAUGAGUGUGCGACUGCCCAAGCUAUCUGUUCUCAAGAUGUACAGCUGUCAACAGCUCUCGGGGGAUGCGCUGGUGAAAGCCUUGAGCGCACGUGUCCACUACACAGAUCAUGCAACGCCAGAUGCUACGCUAGCGACGGUGGUCAUUUCAAGCUGCAAUAACUUUACUGCGAGUCAUGCUCAAGAGUUGUCCUGGGAUUUGCACGAUCGUCUGCAUGUGUCGUAA